CACGUGACAAGCUGACCACUCCAAUAUCCGCCUUUUGCUCGUCAACAAACACGAGUUGUUGAGCGACCUUUGUCGUGUAUUCCGAGCUACGCUCUUGCAAUUGAACGACAUGACGGCGCAACUCGUCUGUUUCGUUCUCCUGUUAUGCGCCGCCGUUCGCCUUGAGGCGGCCCCGCCCGGAAGAGGAGCCGAGCCGGGGGACGCAGGAAGGUUUUGGCACAUCACCGACCUUCAUUUGGACCCCACCUACCACCUGGCGCCGGACCCCACCAAAGUGUGUUUCUCCUCCAAAGGGAAGCCCACCACCGAUGCCGGUCCGUUUGGGGACUUUUUGUGCGACUCGCCCUACGGCCUCAUCCAGUCGGCUUUCAUGCACAUGAAGAGCCUCGUACAACCAAACGACUUCAUCAUUUGGACCGGAGACAGUCCACCUCACGUUCCGGUAAGCGAGCUGUCCACGUCGAUGGUGAUCGAAGUGAUUAGCAACUUGACACAAAGCAUCCGACAACAUUUCCCAAACGUCAGCGUCUUUCCCGCCAUGGGGAACCAUGACUACUGGCCGCAGGAUCAGCUGCCUACGUCCACAAACGACAUCUACAAGGCUGCCGCCCGCCUUUGGAGUCCCUGGCUGCAAGACGACGCAUUGAAAACUCUUUCACGAGGAGGCUUCUAUACCCAGCUGGUUCGUGCGGGUGUCCGAGUGGUGAGCGUCAACAGCAUCCUCUACUACGGCCCCGACCGCGCCACCGUCAACAUGAGCGACCCGGCGGGACAAUACGAGUGGUUGGAUGACACGCUGAAAAAGGCGGGCGAUGACAUGGAGAAGGUGUAUAUCAUUUCGCACGUUCCGCUGGGAUUCCUGCCCUCGCUCCGUAACGUGACGGCCAUCAGGGAUGAGCACAACGAGAAGCUGCUCAACAUCUUUCGGCGCCACAGUCACGUGAUCGCGGGACAUUUCUACGGACACACGCACAAAGAUAGCAUCAUGGUGCUCCUUGACUCCAAAGAUUCGCCUGUGAACUCUGUGUUCGUGGCUCCGGCGGUAACGCCCAUCAGAAGCUUUUCGGAGCCGUACUCCAAUAACCCGGCGGUGCGAUUGUAUUUCUAUGACAAACGAGACUUUGGCAUUUUGGACCUGUGGCAGUACUUCCUCAACCUGACCGAGGCGAACCUCGAGCAACGAGCCAACUGGAAGCUGGAGUACAUCAUGACAAAAGCGUUUGGGAUGCCGGACCUGCGGCCGCAUAAUCUUCUGGAACUGGCUGUGCGCUUGUGGCUACCGCCCAACGCCGCUUUCGACGCCUACUUUGCUCACUUCACGGUUAGUUACGAUGGCAGGCCGUCAUGCCAGGGAGAGUGUAAGCUCCUCCAGUUGUGCUCCAUGCUCCACCUGGACCAGGCCCGCUACGGCGCUUGCGUGGGGGCGCAACAACAUCGUCACAGUCUCGCCAGUAAUCUUCUUUGAUAUCCAUUUAUGGAUUUCAUCCCUUUUUUUUGUGCCACUAUCACCAGAAUAAUAAUAUCGCUAUAAUCAUGGUAAGAUGAUUCAAAAUUGUCUCAUGUGCCUCUGAAAUUUUUUCAGACUUGGCAACAUGAAAUUUGGUUGCCAUGUCUGUCAUGAGUACACCACAAAAAAGUCCCAAGAG
This is a messenger RNA of Hippocampus comes (tiger tail seahorse), 1646 nucleotides long. RefSeq names its product sphingomyelin phosphodiesterase acid like 3A (gene smpdl3a). The record is from RefSeq and is a predicted model, not a curated record. NCBI's taxonomy places the organism in Eukaryota, Metazoa, Chordata, Actinopteri, Syngnathiformes, Syngnathidae. The coding region runs from base 110 to 1465 and encodes 451 amino acids. Gene Ontology annotation, molecular function: sphingomyelin phosphodiesterase activity. The transcript has 8 exons. Gene Ontology annotation, biological process: sphingomyelin catabolic process.